AUGCCACUAGCACAGAGGGCAAGCGCGAAAGUUCGUGUGUUCACACGACUGAGGCCGCUUUUCAGCUGCGAGCGACAAGAAGGCCACCAGUGCGGAUGGACAGUCUCUCCCGAGUACACGCAGAUUUAUCCGGUAACCAGUCCGGGGAGGCUUUGCGAGCUAGGAGAACAGCUUGUGUCGCAGGCCAAUUAUAAGAAUGGCCGUUCGGUCUACCAAUUCGACAGAUGCUUUGAUGACAGAGCCUCAACGAAGGAGAUUUUUGAGUGGAUUGCAAAGCCGUUGAUUGAUCCCCUCCUCAAAGGAGUAAACGGCAGCAUCCUUACAUAUGGUCAGACGGGCAGUGGCAAGACUCACAGCAUUUUUGGCACCUUCAAGGACGCCGGCCUGAUCGAGCUGGCGGCAAGAGGACAGCUGAUGGGUCAUGCUCCCUACACCAGUGCAAGGGCACACCCCUCCAACACGGCGCGAGGAAACGAUGAUCGACGAGCACCAAGAUUUACAGUCAAGGUCUCUUACAUUGAGAUCUAUAUGGAGCGUGUGAACGAUCUUCUCCAAGACGGGCAAAGAGGCAACAAACAUCCAGCGGAAAAUCUGCCGGUCAAGGAGGAUCCCUGUAGAGGUUUUUACGUCCAUGGCAUGCACGAACAGGAAGUAGAAACAGUUGCAGAUGUGCUUCACACGCUGCACCAGUGA
Messenger RNA from Neospora caninum, 693 nucleotides. RefSeq lists its product as hypothetical. NCBI's taxonomy places the organism in Eukaryota, Apicomplexa, Conoidasida, Eucoccidiorida, Sarcocystidae. Gene Ontology annotation, molecular function: microtubule motor activity; ATP binding; microtubule binding. The record is from RefSeq and is a predicted model, not a curated record. The transcript has 6 exons. The coding region runs from base 1 to 693 and encodes 230 amino acids. Gene Ontology annotation, biological process: microtubule-based movement.